Lasiosphaeria miniovina is the source of this 339-nucleotide messenger RNA. RefSeq names its product 60s acidic ribosomal protein-domain-containing protein. The record is from RefSeq and is a predicted model, not a curated record. NCBI's taxonomy places the organism in Eukaryota, Fungi, Ascomycota, Sordariomycetes, Sordariales, Lasiosphaeriaceae. Gene Ontology annotation, biological process: cytoplasmic translational elongation; translation. Gene Ontology annotation, molecular function: structural constituent of ribosome. Gene Ontology annotation, cellular component: cytosolic large ribosomal subunit; ribosome. Bases 1 to 339 code for a protein of 112 amino acids. The transcript has 3 exons.
AUGAAGCACCUGGCUGCGUAUCUCCUCCUCGGGCUCGGUGGCAACACCUCCCCCAGCGCCAAGGAUGUCAAGGCCGUCCUUGAGUCCGUCGGUAUCGAGGCCGAUGAUUCCCGUCUCACGAGCCUCCUGUCUGAGCUCAAGGGCAAGGACAUCAACACCUUGAUCUCUGAGGGCUCCGCCAAGCUCGCAUCGGUUCCGUCCGGUGGUGGUGGUGGCGCUGCCCCCUCUGCUGGUGGUGCCGCCGCUGGUGCCGCUACCAGCGACGCUCCUAAGGUCGAAGAGAAGGAGGAGGAGAAGGAGGAGUCCGACGACGACAUGGGAUUCGGUCUUUUCGACUAA